Molecule: messenger RNA, 1657 nt
Organism: Schistocerca serialis cubense
Lineage: Eukaryota; Metazoa; Arthropoda; Insecta; Orthoptera; Acrididae
Product: basic salivary proline-rich protein 2-like
Exons: 4
Coding region: 4-705 (233 amino acids)
Source: RefSeq, a predicted model, not a curated record
ACCAUGGCACGCCUGCUGCGUGUAACGUUGUGCCUGACUUCGCUGCUGGCGUCAUCCAUAGCAGGCGAGGACGGCCGCUGGGUGUGGGGUAGCAGCGGCCGCAGCUUCGUCUCCGAUCGAGACCCCUACUACAACAGGGACCGCUACCCGCCCGUCACCGGCAGCUACAGGCCCCCGCCGCCCAUCUACGAGCCGGAGCCGGGGCCAGACCCUUCGCGGCCGCCGCCCCCGCCGCCGCCUCCACCACCCCCGUACGGUAGGCCCGACUUCCGGCCACGGCCCCCUGGUGGCCCGCCCCCACCGCCCCCGGGUACGCCCGUGCUGACGGGCCCCGUGCCAUCCUGGGAACAGCGGCCCACGCCCCCUGGUGGCUUCAAGUCGUACGACCGCUGCAAGUGCGCCCACUCCUUCAACUGCAACUCGCCUGGCAUUGUCUUCGGCAGCUGCGACGCUGGCAAGCAGUACUGCUGCUAUGACCUGAAGCCCCAGGGCGAGGGCUUUGGCAUCGACCGACCCUACGGCGGUGGCGGUGAAGGCCCCGUCACGUUCGGGGGUCGACCUGACGGUCGUCGAGACAUUCCAGAAGUGCUGGUGGGUCCCGGCGGGCCCACAGGGAUCAUCGGCGGCCGACCGAGGCCGGAGUAUUACGACGACGACGACUAUGACGGGUUCGGCAGGUCCGCCAAGAAGGACAAGAAGCUCUGAAGCACCCACUUGCUGAGAGCGACCAGCGACUCGUCCACAGCGUGUGCCGCCCCUAGCAGUCUCAUCCGUCUCCCAGGCUGCCAGAACACCUGUCACUUGAAUGAAAUCACCAAUGCAUCUUAGUCAAAUGUACAUUUCAUGCUCCAAAGUUCGUGUAAGGUAAACACAGCUUCGUGAUUCACGCUUGAGAAAGUCCAGUGGUGGGACAGGCUGCCAUCCACUUGGCGGUCCUUCUCUGACCCACAGUUCUAACAGUGUUGCCAGUUUUACCGAGAAACUCACGAUCUUGAGAAUGCGCUAGCGAGUGCCUGCCGUAUCGCAGUGCUGCUUUCCUCCACCCGUAAACAUUGUUCACGAAGUUAUUUUAAUCAACUUAAUACCUCCCUUGUAUGUAAUUCAUCCGUGGUUCUAAUAAUCAAGACAUCACCCUGGCAGUGAAGGAAAUAUGUUACAUAUCCAUCUGAUAAUAGGGGACAUUUUAGUGACAACAGCUUUUUAGUAACAGUUGUCUGACUGUUCAGUGAUUGUCAUCACAGCAGGUUAUGGUACAACAGUUUCCACCUCUUUUUCUUUUUAUUGUUGCGUGUGUGUAUGUGUGCAACUUUCAAAUGUAUUAGGACGAAUAAGAAUCAGGCUGAAAACUCAGUCUCCAUCCACAAAGUAUUUUGAUUCGAGACAUCAAUGGAUCUUGAUAAGAUCCAAAUCAGUCCAUUUCAAGCCAUUUCAUUGUGCUUCCAAUGUGUAAUCAGAAGAGCUGCUCUAAUGUACUUUGCACCCUCUUCAUCUCGCGUACAUAACGAACAAAGAACACAGAAUUUCUUCUUCAAGUCACGUCAAGAGAUUUCAUUCAGUGUAAGGGACUCACAAGGGUCCAAUAGGCGAAAGCUACCUUAAAUGUAAACUGUACAUUGUGUAUAUUAGUAUUAAAGGUAUCUUUCUUCUUGUAAGUCAA